CACCCAUGGAUGACCAAAAACAAUAGUGCAGAAUGACGCUUGAAGUUGUGAGCGGAACACUUCCUUGUGGUCAUAUUUACAUUUGACAGCGUUUCCUUAGCCAGCCAGGAAGCAUUUUACGUCAUGACGUCGUCUUUCCCCUGUCUCUUAACGUUCCUUGUGACGUUUGUGUUCCUGAGCUCUGCCCAGUCCGUCUGUAAACCACCGUCAGACGAGAAAUGUGUGUGUAAUUUGAAUCCAGUGAUAAAUUGCAAUUGUGGGAACGAGAACGGUCUCAAAGCAGAGUUGGAGCAGAUGAAAAUCGCCAUGGACCAACUCUCACAGAAGAUGGCUGAUUACCCUAAAGCUGACGCCAACGACACGGAAGCCGACAGGCCCCAAGACUGUCAGGACAUCCUCGACAACGACGAGACCACGCCCAGCGGCGUGUACAUGGUUUAUCCACGGGACAACCUGGGCGGCUUCCUGGUCUUCUGUGAUAUGGACACGGACGGCGGCGGCUGGACGUUGUUCCAGAAGCGCCAAGACGGAACAGUGGACUUCUUUCGGGGCUGGGCGGACUACAAGACCGGCUUCCCUUCCAACCUGAACGGCGAGUUCUGGCUGGGGAAUGACAACUUGUACCGCCUGGCUGUGCAGAAAGUCUACCAGCUCAGGGUGGAUAUGGAGGAUGUGGAGGGGAACACGGCGUACGCGGCUUACAGCACAUUUGCCAUCUCGCCUGAAUCCCAGAACUACAAACUCCACAUCGGGACUUACACCGGUACUGCAGGGGAUAGCCUGACGGUCCAUGACGGGAAACCGUUCAGUACCAAGGACAGAGACAACGACGAGGACUCUUCCAUAAGCUGUGCUCAGGCGCACAAAGGUGCGUGGUGGUACACUAGUUGCCACCACUCCAACCUGAACGGGCUGUACCACCUGGGUACACAUGAAAGCAACGCCGACGGUGUCAACUGGUACAACUGGAAGGGUUACUACUACUCCUUGAAACGCACGGAGAUGAAAAUCCGGCCAACUCCAUAACUUCACACAUCAUAUUGUAUCGUUCAUGCCAUCGAAAUGGAGAGGAAAACGGCUAAAGGCUCGGCUCAAUCCCAUUAUCGAGAUUUUGAUACGAAAUUCCUAUAUAUCCGGAUAUUAUACAAUAACAACUCCGUUCCUAGAACAGCAUGGUCAACUUCCAUGUUGUAAAAUCUUGUUUUAAAUCCUACAUAAAAGUAAAACAGCAAAAUUACUUUUCCAACACGAUUGCAUAUGCAUUAGAAUAGUGUAAAACUCUAUCAUUACAUCUAGCUUAAACCAGUUUAUUCUAGCAAGCUAAUUAUGAAAAGAUAAUUCCUAUUCAGUUAUACAUGUCAAGUCUUUAUGACUUGUUGAAAGUUGUUACAUUUUGGAUUUGGUUUUACUUGCAGUGAUCAUGGAUUGCUAAUUAUUUCCUAUUAUUUUCAUAGAAUUAAGAAUACACAGUGCUUAGUAUAAGUACUUGCUUAGGCUAUAUAUUUCUUGUUUGCAUAAGUUGUAAUCAUUAUUCAUUUCUUCGACGGACUAUUGUGAUGCAUAUUAUCAGUAUGAUCCUGCAUCUUUUCAUUUUAAUUUCUUCUUGAUGUGCUAGAUUCACAGAAGCGUUGGAUUCAGUGUCAUCGCCAGUAUUUGCCACAGCUGAUAUAACUGUCUAUCUGACCAGGGAAAAGUUUGUUGUUUUCCGCAAUGACUAACUUUAUGAUAGGACUUUGAAGCCGAUUUGGUUGGCCCUCGUCUGUUGUUUUUUCCAACUUACACCUAUUUACCGACGCAUUGUUAUAAUAUAGCGACUGUCGUGACUGACUCCUGUGAUGUUGUGCAUUUUACUCAUGUUAAACUCCACAGUAAAAUUCACGACUUUUGUCUGCUGACUAGUACUAACUACUGCCGUAACUAAAAUG
Branchiostoma floridae (Florida lancelet) is the source of this 1925-nucleotide messenger RNA. Its product is annotated as microfibril-associated glycoprotein 4-like. The record is from RefSeq and is a predicted model, not a curated record. The transcript has 4 exons. NCBI's taxonomy places the organism in Eukaryota, Metazoa, Chordata, Leptocardii, Amphioxiformes, Branchiostomatidae. The coding region runs from base 124 to 1026 and encodes 300 amino acids.